AUGCUGAUGACCUUCCCCAAAGAAGAGAAGAUAGCCCCGCUUGGAAAUGUGGACGGUCAUGCCACAGAUGCCACAGAGGCCAAGCCCUCUCCAGAGAUGGCAGACGACAGGGAUUCUCCUCCAGAAAAUAAGUCUGCCGUGGCUGAGCUUUUUGGGGAGUUGUUCACGACCCAGGAGCAGGGAACCAAGUCAAAGGUCAAGGUCAUGGAGGAGAAAGGAGCAGGAGCACAGAGCUCAGAGGGCGGGUUCCUGUGGGUCCUCUUACCGUGUGACUGGCUGACUGGCCAGGAAGGAGCAGGAGCACAGAGCUCAGAGGGCGGGUUCCUGUGGGUCCUCUUACCGUGUGACUGGCUGACUGGCCAGGAAGGAGCAGGAGCACAGAGCUCAGAGGGCGGGUUCCUCACCGCCACCUCCUCUAACUCCACCCCCACCACUACCUGCACCACCACCGCAACCGCCACCUCCUCUACCUUCACUACCUGCCACCACCACCGCAACCGCUACCUCCUCUACCUCCACCUCCACCCCAUCACUACCUGCACCACCACCGCCACCUCCUCUACCUCUACCUCUACCUCCGCCCUCACCACUACAUCUCCACCCCUCACCACUACCUCCACCGCAACCGCCACCUCCUCUACUUCUAUCGCUACCUCCACCCUCACCACUACCUGCAACACCACCGCCACCUCCACUACCUCUACCUCCACCCUCACCACUACCUGCACCACCACCGCCACCUCCUCUACCUCUACCUCCACCCCUACCACUACCUGCACCACCACCGCCAACUCCUCUACCUCUACCUCUACCUCCACCCUCACCACUACCUGCACCACCACCGCCCCCACCACUACCUGCACCACCACCGCCACCUCCUAUACUUCUACCUCCAGCUCCACCCUCACCACUACCUCCACCGCAACCGCCACCUCCUCUACUUCUAUCGCUAUCUCCACCCUCACCACUACCUGCAACACCACCGCCACCUCCACUACCUCUACCUCCACCCCCACCACUACCUGCACCACCACCGUCUCUACCUCUACCCCCACCACUACCUGCACCACCUCCUCUACUUCUACCUCUACCUCCACCCUCACCACUACCUGCACCACCACCGCCUACUCCUCUACCUCUACCUCCACCCCUACCACUACCUGCACCACCACCGCCAACUCCUCUACCUCUACCUCUACCUCCACCCUCACCACUACCUGCACCACCACCGCCACCUCCUCUACCUCUACCUCCACCUUCACCACUACCUGCACCACCACCACCUCCUCUACCUCUACCUCUACCUCCACCUUCACCACUACCUGCACCACCACCGCCACCUCCUCUACCUCUACCUCUACCUCCACCCCCACCACUACCUGCACCGCCACCGCCACCUCCUCUACCUCUACCUCCACCCCCACCACUACCUGCACCACCACCACCACCUCCUCUACCUCUACCUCCACCCCUCCCACUACCUGUACCGCCACCUCCUCUACCUCUACCUCUACCUCCACCCCCACCACUACCUGCACCACCACCGCCACCUUCUCUGCCUCUACUUCUACCACCCCCACCACUACCUGUACCACCACCACCUCCUCUACCUCUACUUCUACCUCCACCCCCACCACUACCUGUAUCACCACCGCCACCUCCUCUACCAAUACCUCUACUUCUACCUCCACCCCCACCACUACCUGUACCGCCACCUCCUCUACCUCUACCUUCACCCCCACCACUACCUGCACCACCACCGCCACCUCCUCUACCUCUACCUCCACCCCCACCACCACCUGCACCACCACCGCCACCUCCUCUACCUCUACCUCUACCUCCACCCCCACCCCACUGCCACCGCCAGCUCUACCUCUACCUGCACUGUCACUCCCACCGCCACCUCCACCCCUGCCCCAACCUCUAGCUGCACCGUCCCCUCUAUCCUCCCACCCCCACGGCCACCCCCACUGUCAUUUGCACCACCACCUCCGCCGCCACCUCUGCCCCAUCGUCAUCACCCCCCCCACCACCUCCGCCCUCACCUCCACCGCCACCUCUGCCCAAUCCACACACCUACCUCCACCCCCACUGACACCCCCACUGACACCCCCACCUCUGCCCCCACCUCCGCCCCCGCCCCCCUGCCCCCACGUCUGCCCCCAUCGACACCCCACACCUACCUCCACCCCCACCGCCACCACUGUAAUUUUUGGUUUAUCAUUCAAACUCUACUCCACUUCCACCUUCACCUCCACCUCCACCUCCACCUCCUCCUCCACCUUUACACCCACAGAUGUGGCCAACAGGGAUGAGAACUGA
Molecule: messenger RNA, 2322 nt
Organism: Oncorhynchus kisutch (coho salmon)
Lineage: Eukaryota; Metazoa; Chordata; Actinopteri; Salmoniformes; Salmonidae
Product: mucin-2-like
Exons: 7
Coding region: 1-2322 (773 amino acids)
Source: RefSeq, a predicted model, not a curated record